UUGAAACUUGCUGCCGUUGCUGUGUCAGAACAUAAGUUGUCACUGAAUGUCACUAUAGCUACAGAUCUAUAUAGCAGAAUCAAACAUAGGAAAAUUCAGAUCUGCUUUAGUAUAAUGGUUUUGUUUGUCGUGUGCUUGUAAUUUACCCUCCAGUUUGUCCAAUUCAUCUUGUGCUGUGCUGUGUGUUUGAUUAAAAGGCAAGGGACUUGUUCAUCCAGGGUAAGUGUUGGUUGCUUGGAUAUUGUAAAGUUCAUUGUUAAAUGAACACAUUAAGUGAAAAGGAAUUAGGUGUAACAAGGACCUCUGGCUAAGUAUUCUUUGCUUCCAUUAUCGUUAAUUUUCCCCAAAGGACAGUGAUCAUUAUGCAGUAAGCAACGCUUAAUUUUACAUGCAGCAUGUAGCCUCCUAAAAGUAGUAUAAAGGGAGAAAUGCUUUGUCUUUUGUGUAAUUCAAAUAAGGAUGGGUAACAGUGGCGGGGCAGUCCUAUUUCUGUACUGUGCGCUGAGCCUCUGGGUUCAUUCCUGCAUGUCUGGUAACCCCGUGUGCAGACUUGCAAAGUAUUCUGUACCUGGAAUGUUUCAAAAUGGGGAUAUCAUGAUAGGAGGAAUAUUUCCUGUUCAUCGUACCGAUGAAUUCAAAGAUUUACCUUUCACAAAAGAGCCAGCUCCACUGGUGUGUGAUAAGCGUUUUGAUCUCAGGAGUUACAAAUGGAUCCAGGCCAUGAUGUUUGCAGUGGACGAGAUCAAUGACAGCCAUGAGCUGCUUCCCAAUGUGAAGUUAGGCUAUGCUGUCUAUGACACUUGUGACAGCAUUGCCAAGGCUCUAGAGGGGACCUUUGCCCUUGUGACUGGAGAGGACAACUACAUCCCAAAUUACAGAUGCCAUUUGAACUCGUCUUUAGCUGCAGUGAUAGGAGAGUCAUCCUCAACCAUCUCCAUAGCCAUGGCCAGGAUUUUGGGAAUUUAUCAGUAUCCUCAGAUCAGCUACUUUUCCUCCAUCCCUAUCCUCAGUGAUAAGCAACAGUUCCCGUCGUUUCUGCGCACCAUUCCCAGUGACACUUUCCAGUCCAAGGCCUUUGCUUACCUGGUUAAAUACUUUGGCUGGAAGUGGGUAGGCACCCUGGCUGAAGACAUUGAAUAUGGCACACAGGGAGUGCAGCUGUUCAAAGAAGAGGUGAAGAAGUUGGGCAUCUGCAUUGCCUUCGCUGAAAAAAUCCCUGUUGUUUACUCACGACAGAAGUACGUGCGGAUCGUGGAGACCAUCAAGAAAUCAACAGCAAAGGCGAUUGUGGUCUUUUCUGGAGAGACCAACAUGAUCCCUUUAGUUGAAGAGAUUGAAAGGCAGAAUGUAACAGGCAUAACUUGGCUUGCGAGUGAGGCUUGGAGCACAACAACAUACAUUGCGAACAAAGAGCAGUACAAGUAUUUCGAGGGAGCCUUGGGUUUUGGAAUCAUGAAGGGAAACAUCCCUGGCUUCGAUAAAUUUAUUUUUAAGCUCCAGCCACUAAACGCCCCACAUGACAUUUAUUUAAAGGAGUUCUGGGAGAAUGUGUUUGGAUGCACGUGGUCAAACCAGGGAACGAAGCCCCGCUGCACUGGAGAGGAAAGCCUGCUGGAGUCGAACAACACAUUCUUAGACAUGUCGGAGCUCAGAAUCACAUGCAAUGUUUAUAAUGCAGUGUACGCUAUUGCUCAUGCACUGCACAAGCUACAGUCCUGUCAAGUUGGGAAAGGUCCAUUUGCUAAAGGAGCUUGUGCAAAAGCUAAUGACUUUGAGCCCUGGCAGCUGCUGCAUUAUGUGAAGAAGGUGCAGUUUAUUGACAAAACAGGGAAUGAACAGUACUUUGAUGAAAAUGGUGACAUUGUCCCCAAGUAUGAUAUCCUGAACUGGCAGACAGCUGCUGACGGCUCUGUAGUGCUGAAAACAGUGGGAAGAUACGACGGCAGUGAACUUGGCCAGGAGCUGAAAAUCGAUGAGCAAGCCAUUAUCUGGAAUGGUAAAAAGAAAGAGCCCCCGGUUUCAGUAUGCAGUCAGAGCUGCCCUCCUGGAACAAGGCAGAGUAUUCAGCCUGGGCAGCCUGUCUGCUGCUUUAACUGCAUCACCUGCCCUGAUGGGGAAAUAUCAAAUGGGACAGAUUUCACCAACUGCAUCAAGUGUCCUGCAGAUUACUGGUCCAACAGCAAGAAGGACGAGUGCGUGGCCCGGGAGAUUGAAUUCCUGUCAUUUGGAGAGUUGCUGGGUGUAGUCCUGACAGUGUUUGCGGUGCUUGGCGCUUGCCUGACGUUUUCAGUCAUCGGGAUAUUCAUAAAGAACAUGAACACUCCCAUUGUCCGAGCUAACAACCUGGAGCUCAGUUUCCUGCUGCUGUUUUCUCUGGUGCUGUGCUUUCUGUGUGCUCUGACUUUCAUUGGGGAGCCCACAGUGGAGCUGUGCAUACUCCGUCGAACAGGAUUCGCCGUCAGCUUCGCACUCUGCAUUUCUUGCAUCCUCGUGAAAACCAUUGUGGUGCUCCUCGCCUUUAAGAUGACCGUGCCCAACCAAAAUGUCAUGAAACACUUCAGAAUAGUGCAUCAGCAUAUGACUGUGGCCACUGCAACCUUAAUCCAGAUUGUUAUCUGUUUAGCUUUCAUGUUAUCCUCUCCACCAUCUGUAUGGAAAAACAGAGAGGCAGUGAUUGCUAAGAUUAUUCUUGAGUGCCAUGAGGGCUCGGAGCUGACUCUCUUCUGCAUUCUAGGCUACAUUGGAUUCUUGGCCAUCAUUGACUUUGCUCUGGCCUUCCUUGCCAGAAACCUCCCAGACAAUUUCAAUGAAGCUAAAUUCAUCACCUUCAGUCUGCUGGUGUUUGUGGUGGUGUGGAUAUCCUUCAUCCCAGGCUACAUCAGCACCAAAGGGAAGUACCUGGUAGCAGUCGAGAUAUUUGCCAUUCUCUCCUCCAGCUUUGGGCUGCUUGCCUGCAUCUUCUUUCCCAAGUGUUAUAUUAUUAUGCUGAGGCCUGAGUUGAAUACUAAGAAUAACCUAAUGGGGCGUCCCAAAAAGCUGUAAAAAGGCUGAUAUGUUGGUAGUAACCCCCAGUCACAUAACUGUAACACAUACACAUCCACGCGACCUGCAGUACAUUUAUAUAGUAUAGCAGUGUCAUAAGAACACGGUCAAGUUGUAAAGUUCAGCAUAUGUUAUCCUAAACAACAUAUCUCACCAUGUAGGGUUUUUAGCUGUACAGUACUUUGUAUUGUCAAUGUAUUAGCAAUUCAACUGUGACUGUAAAUCAAUAGCAAUCAAUAAUGAUAUUGGUCUCCUGGUUAGUGUUUGAUGUCCUGGGUUAUUAUAUUUCAUGUUGUUUGCAUUCCAGCUUUGUAAAUGGCACAUGUUAACUGCAGUAUGUGAUCCAUAAAGUUGUGCUUCUGGUCAUGGUUGCUGCAGCUUGCUCCUUAGCACUCCUAGAGAGACAAGGUCAAUGUAUAUCUAAGCUGGGGCUGCAUCUUUAGCUUGUGUGUGAACCAAUUAGUCAGGUUAUCCUGUUAUCAGUAGAAUAUGUUGAAAAGGAUUUGUACAAGAAAUAUAUUGAAUUUCUUAAUUGUGUUAUUUGUUUAUUUAGUUCAUUUUACAUAGCUGUUUAAAUGUAUUG
Molecule: messenger RNA, 3625 nt
Organism: Polyodon spathula (Mississippi paddlefish)
Lineage: Eukaryota; Metazoa; Chordata; Actinopteri; Acipenseriformes; Polyodontidae
Product: extracellular calcium-sensing receptor-like
Exons: 6
Coding region: 460-3042 (860 amino acids)
Biological process (GO): G protein-coupled receptor signaling pathway
Cellular component (GO): membrane
Molecular function (GO): G protein-coupled receptor activity
Source: RefSeq, a predicted model, not a curated record